AGCCAGGCACCAUGUCGACGGGAGGCGACUUCGGGAACCCGCUCAGGAAAUUCAAGCUGGUCUUCCUGGGGGAGCAAAGCGUUGGGAAGACAUCCCUGAUCACAAGGUUCAUGUAUGACAGUUUUGACAACACGUACCAGGCUACAAUUGGAAUCGACUUCUUAUCUAAAACCAUGUACUUGGAAGACCGGACAGUGCGGUUGCAGCUCUGGGACACAGCAGGCCAGGAGAGAUUCCGAAGCUUGAUCCCCAGUUACAUUCGAGACUCCACAGUAGCUGUGGUGGUCUAUGACAUCACAAAUCUCAACUCCUUCCAGCAGACAUCCAAAUGGAUUGAUGAUGUCAGAACAGAAAGAGGAAGUGAUGUCAUUAUUAUGUUAGUGGGCAACAAAACAGAUCUGGCAGAUAAGAGGCAGAUAACAAUUGAAGAAGGGGAACAGAGAGCUAAAGAGCUGAAUGUAAUGUUUAUUGAGACAAGUGCGAAAACAGGAUACAAUGUAAAACAGCUCUUCCGACGUGUUGCUUCAGCUUUGCCAGGAAUGGAGAGCGUUCAAGAGAAGAGCAAAGAAGGGAUGAUUGACAUAAAGUUGGACAAACCACAGGAACCACCAGCCAGCGAAGGAGGGUGCUCUUGUUAAUGCAAAGCGCAGGAUUCGUCAGCUCCAUUUGACACCACAAGCUUGUUGUGUUGCUUCCUAUUGGUUAGCUUCCUAAUACUACAACUUGAGUUAUUCAAUGGGGAGGAUCUCUUUUCUCUCUGUGUCUCUCCAGGGAAGGGAGGGGGUGGCAGGGAUCAGAAUACAUUAUUCAACAGCUGGUUCUAUUUUAUUUUGUUGGGUUUGGCUGUAAUAUAUUGUACUUUAUUAAAAAUGCCAAAACAAUUCAGAAUUUUAAACAAGACACUUUAAUUGUGUGUAUACAGCUCUCAGCUACAGGGACUUGUAUCUUUUUUGGGCACUUUUUUUAAUUGUAUAUUUGUAAACUUACAGAGACAACCCCAAGAUUAUACAGGCUGGCUAAUUUCAGUGUUUGGCAUAAACAGUAGACAUACCUUGUAGGAAAACUAGUCCCUGAUUGGUUCACUGAGACACUAACUAUCCAAUUCACAGUCCAAGGACAGGCUAGCAAUGUGUGCUGCAGUUGCCGGUAUGCAAAUCAAGACGUCUGACGAUAUAGCCAUGUAGAGGUAGC
Euleptes europaea (tarantolino) is the source of this 1191-nucleotide messenger RNA. RefSeq names its product RAB6B, member RAS oncogene family (gene RAB6B). The record is from RefSeq and is a predicted model, not a curated record. Bases 12 to 638 code for a protein of 208 amino acids. The transcript is spliced from 8 exons. Gene Ontology annotation, molecular function: GTPase activity; GTP binding. NCBI's taxonomy places the organism in Eukaryota, Metazoa, Chordata, Lepidosauria, Squamata, Sphaerodactylidae.